This is a messenger RNA of Triticum urartu, 528 nucleotides long. NCBI's taxonomy places the organism in Eukaryota, Viridiplantae, Streptophyta, Magnoliopsida, Poales, Poaceae. The record is from RefSeq and is a predicted model, not a curated record.
AUGUUCGAGGAUUCCACCGAGGAUGCGGACGAGUGGUACGAUCCAGGGGCUGACUUCGCAUCCCCUGGUGACGUGGAGGCGCUCCGCGCCAGGUUCCGCCGGGAAUGCCCGCCCCUCGACGAUUCCCGCUGCGGGGAUCUCCGCCCGGGCGACAAGCUCUGCCUCGCCUGUUGUAUCCGCGACGACGUCGAGAAGCUCAAGUACUAUGACGCCGUCCUCGAAACCAUAAAGAGGGCAGCGCACGGCGUGGAGCAGUGCACGUGCCGUUUCACGGUCCGCUGGACGGAGGGGCCGCGCAGCGGUUGCUUGGACAAGGUCGGCAUCGAUGUGGUCUGCUGCGUGCCGGAGUCACCGAUCCAAGAUCCGGUGCUGAGCGAGUUCCUGGACGACCUGACAAAGAGGUUCGCCGAGGACCAAGAGACGGCGACGGCAGCGUCUCAGCAGGCAGACCCGACCCCGAUGAGCGAGGAGGAAUUGUGCGGGUACAGUCUCGCAUACUCCUCGAGUAAUAGUCUUUUCGUCUUGUAA